AUGCUUUGGGUUCUUCUUACCCUGGCUUCUGGUUACCCUUUGGUGAGAAAAAAAGCCAGUGAUAUUCCCUCAAUCAAGGCAAUUUGCCCGGAUUCUUUUGUGUCAGCAUGUGAAUCCUUGAAGAAGCAUCAAGGAUUAAGACGUCGUUUAGGGCUUGUUCAACCAGUCGGAAUUUAG
Messenger RNA from Sclerotinia sclerotiorum 1980 UF-70, 177 nucleotides. RefSeq lists its product with no specific name. Bases 1 to 177 code for a protein of 58 amino acids. The transcript has 2 exons. NCBI's taxonomy places the organism in Eukaryota, Fungi, Ascomycota, Leotiomycetes, Helotiales, Sclerotiniaceae. The record is from RefSeq and is a predicted model, not a curated record.